Kluyveromyces lactis is the source of this 1050-nucleotide messenger RNA. RefSeq names its product type 2C protein phosphatase PTC7 (gene PTC7). Lineage: Eukaryota; Fungi; Ascomycota; Saccharomycetes; Saccharomycetales; Saccharomycetaceae. The transcript has a single exon. The record is from RefSeq and is a predicted model, not a curated record. The coding region runs from base 1 to 1050 and encodes 349 amino acids.
AUGUUUAUCGGAAUCCGCCAACAUGUUCCUCGUACAGUUUUCAGAAGUAUGGUACCUGUUCUAUUCGCUUUCACAUUAUACGUUUUACUAACAGUGUUCGAUCUAGACUAUAAAACAUUGAGCCAACGGAGUUUCAGUUCCUCGGCAGGUUCCAACAAUUCAAAUUCAUGGUCUUCCUCCUCAUCUUCUUCAUAUUCUGCUUCAUCUGAUGCCUUCAAUUACCAAGUAGCAAUCGCAUAUCAACCUAAAGACCGUAAUGAACCGAUCUAUGCAAAACUAAAAGAAAGCCUGCAGUCGCCUACCGGAGAGGACAGUUAUUUCGUAGCACCAAGAUCUAGUUCUGAGCUUUACGCAGGUGUUGCUGAUGGAAUUGGUGGCUGGGCAAAUCAUGGGUAUGAUUCAACAGCUAUUUCCCGUGAGUUAUGUCUAGCAAUGAAGAGCAUAACUUUAAAUUCCAGCAAAGAUAUCGCCCCAAAAGAGUUGUUACAAAUGGCAUUCUCCUCGUUACUUAACGAAGAAAAGGUAGAGGUUGGUGGUACCACUGCUAUAGUGGCUCAUCUAAAGGAUGAUGGUACUUUAAACGUGUCAAACUUAGGGGAUUCUUGGUGUGGUGUUUUCAGAGAUUGCAAAUUAACCUUCGAAACAAAGUUUCAGACCGUUGGAUUUAAUGCUCCAUACCAGCUAGCAAUCAUUCCCAAGCAUAUAAUAGAGGCUGCUGAAAAGAAAAAUGGCUCAUUUAUUAUGAAUAAACCGACUGAUGCAGAUGAUUACAGUUUCAAAUUACAAAAAAAUGACAUCGUUGUUCUUGCAACUGACGGUGUCACCGAUAAUAUAGCUGUCGAAGACAUGGAAUUGUUCCUGAAAGAUAAGAUUGAGUCAUCACAGUCUUUACAAGAUAUAACUCAAGAGUUUGUUGACAAAGUGGUUACCAUUAGUAAAGAUCCUACCUUCCCAAGUGUCUUCUCUCAGGAGUACUCUAAACUUGCAGGUCAAUAUUACAGCGGUGGUAAAGAGGAUGACAUUACAGUAGUAGUUAUCAAAGUCGAAUGA